Pundamilia nyererei is the source of this 2165-nucleotide messenger RNA. It is a transcript of the gene mier3b, whose product is annotated as mesoderm induction early response 1, family member 3 b. Gene Ontology annotation, molecular function: transcription corepressor activity; histone deacetylase binding. The record is from RefSeq and is a predicted model, not a curated record. The coding region runs from base 21 to 1679 and encodes 552 amino acids. Gene Ontology annotation, cellular component: nucleoplasm. NCBI's taxonomy places the organism in Eukaryota, Metazoa, Chordata, Actinopteri, Cichliformes, Cichlidae. The transcript is spliced from 13 exons. Gene Ontology annotation, biological process: negative regulation of transcription by RNA polymerase II.
CAUUAGCUAAAGGUACCAAUAUGGCGGAGGCUUCCCUAGGGAGUUCAAGUCCAGUUGGCUCUUUAUCAUCAGAGGACCAUGACUUUGAUCCAACAGCAGAAAUGUUAGUUCAUGAGUAUGAUGAUGAGAGGACUCUGGAGGAGGAAGAGUCUCUGGAAGGCGGAACAAAUUUCAGAUCUGAAAUUGCAGAUCUGGAAAAGGAAGGGAACAUGCCUUUAGAGGAACUAUUGGCCAUUUAUCGCUAUGAGGCCUCAGCAGGCUCCAGUAUAGACAGCUCCUCUGGAGACCUGACUGAUGAGCUCCCCGACAUGACUUUGGAUAAGGAGGAAAUAGCUAAAGACCUUCUGUCUGGAGAUUAUGAGGAGGAGACCCAGUCCUCAGCUGAUGAUCUGACUCCUUCAGUUACCUCCCAUGAGGCCACUGAUUUCUUCCCAAGAACACUUAGAUCAAACGCUAUUUCUGACGGUGAUAAAGAGUCAGAGUGUGAUGAAGAUGGCCCAUGCCCAGAGGACUCGAGAAAGGAAAUAAUGGUGGGAUUGGAAUACCAAGCAGAAGUUCCUUCUUGCCUCUGUCACUACAAAGAUGAGGAGAAAGCAUAUGAAGAUGAAGAUGAGUUACUGUGGAGUCCAGGUGUAUUAUCAGAAAACAAGGUUAGAAGUUUCCUGUGUGAAGUAUUGUCACGGACGACAGAUGAAAAGACGGGGUGUGACAAACCAGGAAUGCAUGUGCGAGACAAUGAGCAGGCUUUACGUGAGCUUGUAAAAUGCAACUACAACACCCGCGAAGCACUAGAAAGAUAUUGCAACCAUGUACAGUCCUCAAAAGGAAAAUCACCUCCAUGGUCUGAAGAGGAAUGCAAGAACUUUGAACAUGCUCUUCAGAUGUAUGACAAGAACUUUCACCUCAUUCAGAAACACAAAGUCACAACAAGAACAGUAGCAGAAUGUGUGGCAUUUUAUUACAUGUGGAAAAAGUCAGAGCGCUUUGACUUCUUUGUGCAGCAGAAUCGGUUCGGGAAGAAAAAGUUCAGCAACUAUCCUGGAGUAACUGACCUGAUGGACAGGCUGGUGGAUGAAGCGGAGGGGUUAGCUGUGGACAGUUCCUCCUCCGUGUGUUCAGGUGCUGGUGGUGGUGGAAGGCUGGAAACAACCACAGAACAGCAGCUUAGCCUGCUCAACUCCAUCACUGCCAGCGACCUCACGGCUUUGAGCAACACUGUAGCCACAGUAUGCAGUCCUGCAGAGGUUAGCUGCCUGGACUCCUACAGCUUUCCUCCACUGGACAGUCUCCAUCGAGGUUCCCUGAACCACGAGGAAUCCCUUGGGUUCCCUGCAAAUGGUGCAGAACCUGACUGCCUCAAUAUGCUUGAGGCUGGCUUCUACCACUCAGAUCUGGGCCAGCUGGGAGGCGUGUGCGUCAACAAGGACUGUGAGCGGCCCUCCAAGAGACUCAAGAUGGCGCUGCCUGACUCCUUUAUCAAUGACGUAUCCGUGGGUAACCUCGGAGUGGACUUUGAUGCACGACGGACGACGACGCAUCACCACCGAAUCACCGGCGCCAAAAUGGCAGUAUCUGUCACAGACUUUGGGAGCUUGGCUGGGAGCGGUGAGCCCAACGGGUUUCUGGGAGCACAUGCACGGCACCACACACAGCACACUGCAGCACUUCAGUCAGAGUGAUCUUCCUCAUCUUCUUCCCUGUUCUUCCCUUUUAAGAUCCCUUUUUUUCCUGCUUGUACAUAAGACUGACCUCACUGGAAAAUUCAAUUUGUUUAAAUUCUAUUAUAUAUAUAUAUAUAUAUCUAUAUAUAUGUAUAUGACUAUACUUUGUUUUCAUUUUUUGUGUAAUAUGACAUCAGUGAUGUCUAUCAUAUAGAACUAAAAUCUUGAUUUCUCUCAAGAGUUUAUAUAGCCAUUUAUUUUAUUUUUGUUUUGCGGUCUUGAGAUGUGUAACGUCCAUGUACAGCAGGGCCCAGGGGCUGCAGUAGGAGAGAUGUGUCUCUUCCUCCUUCACAUCUACACCCACCAUCUUCAGAGCUUCAGUACCUUAUCCUGCCAUCCUUCUAGCUGCCAAAAACUUAGUUUCCCCAGCUCUGGUGUUAGCAUUUAGUUGCCUGUAUUUGUUGUUUAAGGUGGUACUAUUUUUUAUUUUAUUUUUUUUAUUUU